UGCCACCACCAGAUCACAGGGUUCAAGCAUGGACUCGACAGGUCAAGGCGGCGACUCGCCUAGCUGCAAGUCGCAGCCGGCGGCGAGUCUGUCUGCGACACCGUCUCGGCCUUCUCAGAACCUCGAAACCGAGCCCUUGCUUGCACCUUGUGACACCGUGUACAUCACGCUCGACAGCAAAGAGUACCCGUCACCGCAAGCGCCGAUAAACGACGACCCAUGUGACCAAGUGCCCACGUUACGGAGCAAGGUGUUGCAAUUUGUAGACUCGAACGCGUUCAGUCGGUGGAUUGUGUCGCAGUGGAACGAAACGUUUGCGUUCGAGUCUCUCUGCGUCCGCACGACAUUUCGAAACGGAGGAGUCCCGUCAUACUCGUGGCAGGGCCUCCCGCUCAUUUACGCGGCCAUACUUGUGGGUAUUGCCGUUGCCGUGGUCGCGGACGGUCUGACAUACAAAAUCGACGACGACGACGACGAUGACGAUGAUGACAACAACAAGCGCAAGUGGCAGCGGCGCCCGUCCUCCACGGACAUUUCCGACGCGAUCCAUCAGUACACAUGGUACCAUGUGCUGGUCGCGGUGCUGGUCUUCAAUGCUUGCUACGCAUUGGCGGCGUACCGCGAGAACCUCCAGGGGUGGCGGCGCCAUCUCCAGAUGACCAAGGCCAUGUGCGUCGUGUCUGCGCAGGUGCUGUUCUUUCUCAAAAUGUUUGGCGCGUUCCAUGGAUCGUGGCUAUGGGUGGCCGCGCCCGUGGUGCCGUGGACGGCGCUACUGGCGCUGCGGCUGCAGUGGCAGACGCUGGUUGGGCUCACUGCUAUCCAAGCCGCGUACAAACUGUCCAGUGAGAACACUGCAGAGACGGACCAGUGGUCGUGGGCACUCGUGUUCGUUCCCAUCUGGGUGCUCCUGGUCUUGAUUGCGAGUUUGUGGCUGCUACUGCGCCGAUCGUCGUAUGGCGUCGUGUACUAUUGGCUGCCCCAAGUGUUUGGUUUCUUCUUUGUGGCCGUGCCGUGGGUCAUCAAGAUGCAAGUGUACCCGGAAGUGGAUGCAUAUGCCACCAAGAAUCCGUCGGCUAAUGCCACCGCCGGGGGACCUGGCCAACCUGUGAUUGUCCUCGACGAUGACGACGACGAUCCGUUUGCAUUUCGAUACUGGUGGCUCUUGCUGGUGUGGGCUGUGCCUGUUGUGUUUUUUGCGUUUCAUUUGGUCAUUACGGCCUUGUACAAAACGUUUGCGGCACGGCAGCAACACAUCUAACUCCCCAUCAUAUUAACGAGUUUAUACAUAUACUGUACUAACUAGUAUCUUGUAAGAAGAAGCCAAACUGUACGUACAUUGCAGAACCGGGGUGUUGUAAACCAUAUCUCAGAUACGAGUGUUUAGUUGGCAC
This is a messenger RNA of Aphanomyces astaci, 1391 nucleotides long. RefSeq lists its product as hypothetical. The transcript has 4 exons. The record is from RefSeq and is a predicted model, not a curated record. The coding region runs from base 29 to 1258 and encodes 409 amino acids. Lineage: Eukaryota; Oomycota; Saprolegniomycetes; Saprolegniales; Verrucalvaceae.